This is a messenger RNA of Ostrea edulis (European flat oyster), 466 nucleotides long. Its product is annotated as 40S ribosomal protein S26-like. The transcript is spliced from 4 exons. Lineage: Eukaryota; Metazoa; Mollusca; Bivalvia; Ostreida; Ostreidae. Gene Ontology annotation, molecular function: structural constituent of ribosome; mRNA binding. The record is from RefSeq and is a predicted model, not a curated record. Bases 30 to 434 code for a protein of 134 amino acids. Gene Ontology annotation, biological process: translation. Gene Ontology annotation, cellular component: ribosome; cytosolic small ribosomal subunit.
UAAAACAUGGUUUUCCUCCUGGCGGAUGAAUGCUCGGAACUUCCUUUCUCUACGAGCAGUCCAAAAUGACUUCGAAAAGAAGGAAUAAUGGACGAAGCAAGAAGGGGCGGGGGCAUGUGCAGUUUGUUCGCUGCACAAACUGUGCAAGAUGUGUGCCGAAAGAUAAGGCCAUUAAGAAGUUCGUCAUCAGGAACAUUGUAGAGGCGGCUGCUGUUCGUGAUAUCGCUGAUGCCAGUGUAUAUGAUGUGUAUGCCCUUCCUAAGCUGUAUGCUAAAUUGCUGUACUGCGUUUCCUGCGCUAUUCACUCUAAGGUGGUGAGAAACCGAUCCCGUGAAGCCAGAAAAGACCGAUCACCCCCACUCAGGUUCAGACCCAUGAGGGACAAUAACGCUCCACGCCCCGGAGCUCCAGGAGCCCCUGCCCAGACUCGCUAACUCAGCACUCAAUAAAAUGUGAUCAGUCUUAA